CCCUCUUGACAGGCCCACUUCAUUGACUCCAACCACAGUGGCCAAAUACCAACAAUUAUACAAUUAUUAUUACCUUAGCAUAUCUGUUCCGGUUGGCUGGUUGGUUGAUCAGUGGCCGUUUGAUUGUUUGACCGUUGUCCCCUCAAAUAAUUAGAAAAGUCCUACAAAGGUGACUUGGUGGUCUCUUCUUUCUUUCUGGUUGAUUUUCCUUUCGAUCGCUUGAGAGAAGGAUUGGUCUUGUUUCUUUCACUUCUUCCCCCUGCUGCAUCGCUCUUCCCUAGCAGGGAUCCUAGCGCCAGCGAGUCAGUCAACUCAGUCGCUUCCUUUCAAUCUCAAUUUUAAGAUCACCAAGUUGGUGACCCCGACACUCACACCCCCAGCUCUGCUUCAACCCCUCAAAAAAAUGGAAAGUGUGGAUUUGGUCGUGGUGGGUGCAGGAUGGAGUGGACUUGCGGCCAUCAAAACCUACCGCGAGGUGAAUCCCGAUAGCAAUGUGCUCCUGCUGGAGGCCGCCGACUCCAUCGGUGGAGUGUGGGCCAAGCACCGCCUGUACAAGGGUCUCAAGUCGAACAACAUGCUGGGCACCUACGAAUUCAGCGACUUCCCCAUGGAUGAGGCUACUUUUGGAGUCAAGCCUGGAGAGCAUAUCCCCGGCGAGAUCGUCCAGCGCUACCUUGAGGCAUUUGCCGAGCGGUGUGGCUUCACCGAUCGCAUCCGAGUCGGCCACCGUGUCGAGAGCGCACGACACAAUCUGGACGGGACCUGGCAGUUGAAGGUGUCGCAUGGGGAGGAACUGGCAACCAUCGAGACAAAGAAGCUGGUUGUCGCCACGGGCAUCACAUCACAGGCAUAUCUGCCCACCUUUGAGGGUCAGGAUGCCUUCGGCGCGCCCAUCUUCCACUGUCGCGAUAUGCGACAGUAUGAGCCCGAGAUCUUGAAGGAUGGCGAGCGAGUCACCGUGUUUGGUGGUACCAAGUCCGCCUGGGAUGCAGCGUACGCAUGUGCGACAUCUGGGAUGCAGGUCGACUGGAUCAUUCGCGAGUCUGGGCAUGGGCCAAACUGGAUGGCACCACCGUACGUGACACCGCUGAAAAGGUGGCUGGAGAAGCUGGUGACGACCCGGCUCCUGACCUGGUUCAGCCCCUGUAUCUGGGGAGAUGCCGAUGGUUAUACUCGCGUGCGGAGCUUCUUGCACGGAACGUGGCUCGGUCGCAAGAUUGUGGAUGCCUUCUGGGCCGUGCUAGCCGAUGAUGUCGUGCAGCUGAACGGCUUCAACAAGCACCCCGAGGUCAAGAAGCUGCAGCCCUGGAUUAGUCCAUUCUGGAUUGCCUCGUCGCUCAGUAUCCUCAACUACCCAACUGAUUUCUUCGAUCUUAUCAAGGAUGGCACGAUCAAGGUGCACAUUGCUGAGCUCGACCACCUCUCUGAUCACGCAGUGCACCUGUCCACUGGUGAGGAGCUGAAAUCUACCGCCCUAAUCUGCUCGACGGGAUGGCGCGCUACUCCCAACUUGAAAUUCCUUCCGGAGGGCAUUGACCGGGAGCUGGGCUUCCCUUGGAGCAGCGACCCCCUGGAUGAACAGAUGGUUAAGGCAGCCGACGAGGAGAUUCUUCGACGAUUCCCACGUCUGCGCAACCAGCCUACCCCCAAUCCCAAGUACAAGCCUCUGAACGACGAGGCCGAGGCAGCGGCCCCCCACCCCUUCCGGCUGGCGCGCUUCAUGGUCCCUCUGUCGCAGGUCAAGGAUCGAUCACUCGCGUUCAUGGGCAUUACCAUGACCAUCAACACCACAAUCAUUGCUCAGACUCAGGCCCUCUGGAUUUCCGCAUACUUCGGCGGCCAGCUUACCCCAACGGCUGUUGAGCAAUGCCCAGCGGCCGUGCGUGCGGCUUCCGAUAUCAAGGUCGAGGAUGAUGCGGAGCUGAACCUAGCCUGGGAGACCGCGCUGCACUCGGAGUUUGGCAAGUAUCGCUACCCCGGAGGCUUCGGUCGCCGAAAUCCCGAUUUCGUCUUUGAUGCAAUCCCUUAUAUCGAUCUAAUGCUGCGGGACCUGGGUCUGUCGCCCGAGCGCAAGCAGGGGAUGUUGUCCCGGUGCCUCUCUCCGUAUGGCACAGAGGAUUAUACGGGAUUGGUGGAGGAGUGGAAGGCCAAGGCGUCCAGCAAGCCAUGAGAGUCUCCUCCUAUGUGUUUUGAAUGACCACUGGCCUUGGGCUUUGUUUCGUUAUCAUAUCUGUUUUUACCUUCGCGCUCUCCGCGAGAUACCCCAACUUUAUCAUAUUUUUCUUCUAAACUUUGAACGGCUU
Penicillium subrubescens is the source of this 2303-nucleotide messenger RNA. RefSeq lists its product as uncharacterized. NCBI's taxonomy places the organism in Eukaryota, Fungi, Ascomycota, Eurotiomycetes, Eurotiales, Aspergillaceae. The transcript has 2 exons. The record is from RefSeq and is a predicted model, not a curated record. The coding region runs from base 404 to 2170 and encodes 588 amino acids.